This is a messenger RNA of Cherax quadricarinatus, 946 nucleotides long. The record is from RefSeq and is a predicted model, not a curated record. NCBI's taxonomy places the organism in Eukaryota, Metazoa, Arthropoda, Malacostraca, Decapoda, Parastacidae.
GGACAGCUCUAAUUCUUUAAAUCAUCACCUUUUUCCCUCACAAGCGUCUAUGCACCUUCCCUUUCAAGGAUUGAAUCAGGAAAUGGGUGGGUUUAGAGUCUUUGUGCAGUAUUUGAUACAUUAUUUCUUUUCCUCUCACACUCCUAUGUGUAGACCUGACCACCAACCAAUUGCGCCACAACGCCUACACUAGCAACAUCGACUUGGAGGACAUCAUUGAGGAAGACGAAGAAACUAUGGGAGAACAUGACCUCUUCUUCUCGGUGCUAGUCCCGCCACCAGUCCAGCUCACCCUCGAGCGUCAGCUCAACAAGAGUAUCCUCAUUGGAUGGAACCCUCCUCCGGACGCGCCUCCAGGAUCCAUUGAGUCCUACCACGUGUACGUCAAUGGACUUCUUAAGACCACUGUGCGGGCGACUGAGAGAACCAGGGCGCUAGUUGAAGGAGUUGACUCCACGAAGCUUCACCGCAUCAGUGUACGGUCGGUGACACCAAACCGGCGUACGUCGCGCGACGCGGCGUGUACGAUGGUGAUCGGUAAGGACGCUCCGUUGGGUCCUACAAGCGUCAAGGCUACGUCCAUUACCUCCACCUCGGCUGUCAUCUCCUGGCUACCGUCAAAUUCCAACUUCCAGCAUACUGUGUGCGUCAACAAUGUCGAAGUUCGCACCGUCAAGCCGGGCGUAUAUCGCCACACCAUCACUGGACUGUCUCCCAACACCACCUACCGUGUGACCAUCAGGGCUAAGAAUCUACGAGCCCCCCAGUUUGAUGAGAAGGCCACCAGGAACCAAGAUCGUCUCUCCACCACCAUAGAGUUCAGGACGCUGCCUAAGGGUGAGUACUCGACACAUUCCACACCCUAACUACUAUGUUUGCUAAAUAUUCAUGUGGGAGAGAUCUUUUAAAAAAAUGUGGCUUCAUGAUCCGUCAUUAAAAUCUCUGC